AAUAAUAUUGUUAUUAUUGCUAGAUAUUGGACCUUCAGUGGCUACAAUAUUUUGAAAGACAGAACUCUCUUCCCUCCCAGACCUUGGCGUUUCACGAUCUGACAUCACCGAUUGACGAUCGCGGAGAGAGAAGAGAGGAUAUAGUCUCUCUGCGCGCGACAGGCCCACAUGUUUUGCUUUGUUUUCUCUUUGUUUGGUACUUGAAGAACUAGGGUUAGGGUUUUGGAUUUGCGGUUGAUGUGGUUGAAUUAGGAUUCGAAGAAAGGAAGGAAGAAUCGAGUAUAUAGUGUGUUGAUGAAGUAAAAUUUAGUAGUAGAUGGAAGGGCGGAGGAUAUCGGCAAGCCCUAGGCCGUGCUCGGGGAGGCGUGUGGUGGCGAAGAAGAGAGCUCGGUCGGAUGUUAUAAUGAAUAGUGUGAAGAAGCUGCAGAGGCGCGAGAUUUCCUCAAAGAGAGAUCGAGCUUUCACUGUCAGCAACGCCCAGGAGAGAUUCCGCAACAUGCGCAUGAUGGUUGAAUAUGACACUCAUGACCCCAAGGGGCAUUGUUCAGUGGUACUCCCCUUUUUGGUGAAGAGAACGAAAGUAAUUGAGAUUGUUGCUGCCCGCGAUAUUGUUUUUGCUCUUGCACAUUCUGGUGUUUGUGCAGCUUUUAGUAGAGAGAGAAAUGAGCGGAUAUGUUUUUUGAAUGUGAGCCCUGAUGAAGUCAUUCGGAGCUUGUUCUAUAAUAAGAACAAUGAUUCCCUGAUCACAGUCUCAGUUUAUGCUUCUGACAGCUUUAGCUCUUUGAAGUGCAGGUCCACUAGGAUUGAAUACAUAAGAAGAGGCAAGCCCGAUGCAGGAUUUGCUCUUUUUGAGUCUGAGUCCUUGAAGUGGCCUGGAUUUGUGGAAUUUGAUGAUGUUAAUGGGAAGGUGCUAACUUACUCUGCACAAGAUAGUAUAUACAAGGUUUUCGAUCUGAAAAACUACACCAUGCUCUACUCUAUAUCAGAUAAAAAUGUACAGGAAAUCAAGAUCAGUCCUGGGAUAAUGCUGUUGAUUUUCAAUAGAGCAAGUAGCCAUGUUCCUCUUAAGAUUCUAUCGAUAGAAGAUGGCACAGUUCUCAAAGCUUUCAACCAUCUGCUUCAUCGCAACAAGAAGGUGGACUUCAUUGAACAAUUUAAUGAAAAGCUUCUUGUUAAGCAGGAAAAUGAGAACCUUCAGAUUCGUGAUGUUCGAACCUCUGAGCUGAUGGAAGUUAGCAGAAAUGAGUUUAUGACUCCUUCAGCAUUUAUCUUUCUAUAUGAGAAUCAGUUGUUUCUAACAUUCAGAAAUAGAACUGUUGCUGUUUGGAACUUUCGUGGGGAGCUUGUAACUUCAUUUGAGGAUCACUUACUGUGGCAUCCAGACUGCAACACAAACAACAUUUAUAUAACAAGUGAUCAGGAUCUUAUCAUUUCUUACUGCAGGGCUGAAUCUGACUAUCAAUGGGGAGAAGGAAAUGCUGGGUCUAUUAACAUCAGCAAUAUCUUGACUGGGAAAUGCCUGGCUAAAAUAAAUGCGACGAAUGCAAGUCCCACAGUUGAAGAGUGCAGCAGCAGUAGUACAGGCAAUUCUAAAAAGCGGAUUGUCGCAGCCCCAAUGAUGAGCACAGUUUCUGAGGCCUUGGAAGACAUAACUGCUCUUUUCUAUGAUGAAGAGCGCAAUGAGAUAUACACUGGUAACAGACUUGGUCUGGUGCAUGUCUGGUCGAACUGAAGAGAGGAUGUUUUGUCAUUCUGAUCUUGGAUACACACGGGAAGAACACUACAGGGUUUCGUGCAUUGUCUAACUGGGGCAGAUAGCUGGCACUGGAACGACAGUGAGAGGAUGGUUAUUCUGCCUUGCUGGCUCGAGUGCAUUUUAACCUUGGAGCACUGUAUCAUUAGAUGAGUUUCAAAACCGUUUUCAGAUUGUAUCAUUAGAUUUAUUUGAUUGUUGUGUUGUAAUGGUUCCUGCAUAUGUAUGCUGCCCGACUAAGAAGCAGUGAUGGCAGGUAAUUGGUUCACUAAGUUGUUAAUCUUUGCGGGGAUAUCAUUUAUGUGUACGCCUAAUUUUUAAUUGUCGUGUUGCUUGCAGAGAGGAACAAAGUUUGUCAAUGACUUCUUACUCGUUCCCUCCGAUUAUGCAUUCAAUUUGUGAGAAAGCAUUCUUUUUGUUGUGAACGUGAACUUCUCAACAAGUAUUUGAGAGAGAGCAUAUGUAAGCAGUGGAUACAAGUUGGUGAUAUUUUAGGAGUGCCUUGAAUGAUUUGUAUAGAGCUAAAAUGCAUGAAUGAAAUAUAUGUCCUGCAUUUGCAUUUGCAUUUG
Messenger RNA from Tripterygium wilfordii, 2322 nucleotides. RefSeq lists its product as uncharacterized. Gene Ontology annotation, molecular function: protein binding. The record is from RefSeq and is a predicted model, not a curated record. Bases 317 to 1732 code for a protein of 471 amino acids. The transcript is spliced from 8 exons. NCBI's taxonomy places the organism in Eukaryota, Viridiplantae, Streptophyta, Magnoliopsida, Celastrales, Celastraceae.